AUGAGGGCACUUAGUUUAGUGCCGCAUGCCAAGGCUAGUAACCAGAAGAAUGAGGGCGUGUACUUUGAGUACGAGCCUGUGGACCCUGAUGCGGCUGAAGAGAUUGCAGGACUCGAAGGAGAGGAUGAAGAGCAAUUUAGCUGGGCUCAACGCAGCCGCGACAGAAAAAAAGCUUAUCAGGACAAGACGCGCAACUGGAUUUCAGACGAUUCGCGGCGCCAGCGGAAGAGUGGCAAACGGGGCUGGCGAUCCAACGAUGCCGGGGAUAAGGACAGGCGAAAGGCAACAACAGCUGCGGAGAGGUCGGCCGCCGCUGUCCCCUCCGACGGUCCCGUGCUACCCAGCUUCAGCCCUGUGGAAACCCCCGCCAUGCGGACACGGGCAUUGACCCCCGAGGAGCUCCUAAUUAGGCCCACCAUCAGCACCAGCACCUCGAAGUCAGAAACGGCACCCACCCCUGCAGGCACCCUACCGAGUCCCAGCACCAUCAGCACAUCUGACGGGGUAAACAAUCAGAUUUCGAACGUUGGGGAAGCCCGGAGUAGUAGCUUGAAUAAUGCAAGCAGCAGCAGCAGCCAUGCCAGCGGCAGCAGUCCUGCACCCGUAACCGACACAUCAGCGCCGCAGGCGGCGGUUGGGGGGCCGGCGGCUGCGGCGGCAGGCUCCGACCGGCGGCAGCGGUUGCUACAGAGGAUGAAAGGAGCUGCCGCCGGCGAUGGCGGUGGGGCCUCCUCACCGGCUCCUGUUCCUAGGUCAGCGGAGGCAGGUCUCCAGGGGAGAGACGCGGGGACUGGGGAUGAGAAGGUUGUGGCGGGUGGCUCGUCGUACAGCGAUGUUGACGUUGCAGGAGGCGCAAUUGGGGCCUCGAACGCGGCCGCAGCUGCCACCGCAGCGGCAGCGGCGGCAGCGGCCUCGAGCACUGCGUCCGUGGCUAUGGGAGCGGACCUCCGCGCCCAGUUGACCGCCCUGGCGGACCAGCUGCCCCCGGAGUCCGAGUUGCCGGCAGACGCGCAGCGGGCCCGCUCCCUGUUGGCUUCAAUCCUUAACCCCAGCGGUGAGGACGUACGGGAGGUGACGGCCGGCGACGUCACGGAGAUGCUGCAGCGGGACCUGAGUGCGCAAGAGGAGUUCGCGGAGUGGCUGCGACGCGCGUCGAAGCGUGGCGGGGGGACUGCGGCCGCCGUCGCUGGUGAUGAGGGCAUGGCGGACGAGCUGACGGAGGCGGAAGCGGCGGAUCUGAUGGCGGCGCUGGCGAAUUUGGAUCUGGAAGGGGAUCUCGCGGAUCUCGGGGCAGAUUUAGAUUUGGGUUUGGGAGACGAUAGUGAUGAUAAUGACGGCGGUGGCGGGGACGCCGCGGUCGGGGCAGCUAUGCGGGAGGUUUCGGAGCUUCGGCAGCUGAUGCAACAAUUGGAUCAGGACGGCGGCGGCCCGGAGGAGGGGAACGACGGAGGCGCUGCCACUGCCGCCCGGGACAUGACGGACGAGCAGGUACUGGAGACGCUAAAGACAAGCGAUCCUGCGCUGUACGAGCUGCUCAAGGACGUGCCUGAGUUCGAUAAGUUGGAUCUAGAUCUGGAUCUCGAUUUGGAUCUGGAAUCUGCCGCGGAGAAGCUGACGGAAGAGGACUUGGCGGAAGCGCAGGCGGCGGGUGCUGGCGAUGAGGAGGAGGAUUUAGAAGAGCUGCUGCGAGACAUGCGCGGUCUGGGCCUUAUGCGAAAGGCCGGCGACGGCGGAGAAGACGAGGACGACGAGGUGGUGGAGGAUGAUGAUGAUGAUGACGACGGCGACUUGGCGCUGGGGGACCUUUUGGAGGGGAUAGACGAAGAUGAGGAGUUGGACUCGAGCACCCGGAUGCGGGCGCAAUUCGCACUGCAGUCUAUGUUCAACCAACCCGCUGACGAGCUGACGGCCAAAGGGACGCGCAGCGGUGGUGGAGGCGGCGACGGCCAGGUGCCUCCGUUGCCGACACAGCGCAGCACGACGGGCAUGGCCCGUGGCGCCGUCGCCGUGGACGACGAGGAUGGCGGCGCGGCACCGCCACCUGCGCUGCCUAGGCCCAAGCCUAAGCCUAGAUCUGCCUGA
This is a messenger RNA of Volvox carteri f. nagariensis, 2082 nucleotides long. RefSeq lists its product as uncharacterized. The record is from RefSeq and is a predicted model, not a curated record. NCBI's taxonomy places the organism in Eukaryota, Viridiplantae, Chlorophyta, Chlorophyceae, Chlamydomonadales, Volvocaceae. The coding region runs from base 1 to 2082 and encodes 693 amino acids. The transcript is spliced from 6 exons.